GUGGAGGCCAGGACAAAUUAUGCUUAAAUGCACUUUCCCCCAGAUGGAGAAAGAAAGCUAGGGCACAGAGCGCGUAAUUUCCUCACUACUUCGCCCAGGAAAACUUGUCUCUUGUCAUUAGAGCUCCAGGACCUGAGCUGGCCGAGGGCUCGCUGGCCUAUCAGAAAAUUAUUUGAGUGUGUGAACUGGCCAAUGAGGAGUGUGUUUCUUAGGUGCAGAAAGCUGCCUGCAGGUCUGUUAGUUUCCUCGCCUCAGGCAUGUGUGUGUUCUUUGUAAAUAGAUCUUAGAUCCCAUGCAUGUAUGUGUUCUUUAUAAGUAGAUCUUAGAUCCCAGGCCUAGAAAUCAAAAUCGCCUUCACUGGCAGCAGGAGCGGCAGGAGGACACCAGGACACUCAGUGGAUGGAAAUGGAGUCAGUGAGCUUUGAAGAUGUGGUUGUGAAGUUCACCAAGGAGGAGUGGGCUCUGCUGGAUCCAUCCCAGAAGAAGCUGUACAAAGAUGUGAUGCAGGAAACCUUGAGGAACCUGGCUGCUAUAGGAAAGAAGUCAGGCAAACAGAAGGUUUUAAAUGAGUACGAAAAUCUCUGGAGAAAACUAAGCCAAUUGGUAGAGAAAUUCUGUGAGUAUAAAGAAAGUCGUCAGUAUGCAAAAAUCUUCAGCUGUAUUCCAAAGCAUUCUAUGAACCUGAAAUCUUGUCCAGGACUUACCACAUGUGAUAAACAUGUGUGUGGAGAAGGAAGCAUUGGCCAUUCAUCUCUAAGUGCACCCCUGAACCAUCAAGCAGGACCCAAACCUCAUAAAGACCAGGAAUAUGGACAGAAGUUGUAUAAACAUAAGGAGUUUGGGGGCAGCUCCAGUUCUCCUCUGACCCUUCAGAUGCAUAAAAGUGCUCACACUAGAAAGAAACCUAAAAAUAAGGACUGCAAAGAAGACCUUUUUGGUCACCAAUCUGGUCAAAGGAAUGAAGAACAUGACCAUGCAAAAAAAUCUUACAUUUGCAAGCAAUGUGGGAAAGACUUCACCCAUCCCAGUCUUUUACGAAGUCACGAAAAGAGUCACAGUGCUAAGAAGCCCUAUGUGUGUGAACUGUGUGGGAAAGGCUUUGCUCGGUUAGGUAACCUUUCAAGACAUAAGAUGAAUCCGAAUUGUGAGAAGGCUUUUCUGUGCAAUCAUUGUGGGAAAACGUUUUCUCGUUCUGCUUGCCUUCGAAGACAUGCAAGAAUUCACAGUGGUGAGAAACCCUAUGAGUGUGAACAGUGUGGGAAAACUUUUCUUCAUUCUGUUUACUUUCAAAUUCAUAGAAGGAUUCACACUGGAGAGAAACCCUACGUAUGUAAGCAAUGUGGGAAAGCCUUCACUGCUUCUCGUUACCUUCAUAUACAUGAACAAAAUCAUACUGGGGAAAAACGUUAUGUAUGUAAGCAGUGUGGGAAUGCCUUCUCAUUCUGGAAUCAAUUUCAAAAACAUAAAGUAACGCACAGUGGUGUGAAUCCCUACAUUUGUAAGCAAUGUGGCAAAAACUUCACUUGUUCUGGUACUCUAAAAACACAUGAAAGAAUUCACACUGGUGAGAAGCCCUAUGUGUGCAAACACUGUGGGAAAACUUUUGCUCAUUUUGGUAACCAUAAAAGACAUGAAAAAAUUCACACUUCAUAGAGAACCUAUGUAUGGAAGCCAUGUGGGGAAACUUUCAAUGAUUACAGUUCCUUUCAAUUCCAGAAUAGAAUGCAUACUGGAGAGAAAAACCUACAAGUGUGAGCAGUAUGUGAAGGCUUUUACUUGUUCUUCCUCCAUUUUGGAGCCAUGAAAGGAAUCACUAUGGAGAGAAACCCUAUGUGUGUUUGCAAUGUGGGAAAACUUUCAGCUCUGACAAUUCUCUUUGAAAACAGAAAAUAAUCCUUACUGUAGCAAAAUCCUAUGAAUGUAAGCAAUGUGGGAAAGCCUAUAGUCAUUUAUUUGAGGCUCAAGUAUGUGAAGGAAUCCAUAGCAGCAACAGACCCUAUGAAUGUAAGACAUUUGGGAGAGGCUAUUUGAAGAUAUCUCACUUGAAACUAAUUCAUAGUAGAACUAAUAAGGGUGUUUGUAAGUAACAUGAAAAUGCCUCCUCUUUGUUAAGUCUCACAGAAAACAAACCACAAAAGAUUGAAACAGCUUAUGCGAGUAAUGUGGGGAAAUGUCAAAGAAGUCUUAAUAGAGAGAAGUUAUUCUUCUGAAUCAAUAUAGUUUUAGUACUAGAAGAUCCCUUCAAAUACAUGGAAGCAGACACAGGACAAAAGCCUUUUGGAGAAAAGCUGCAAGUAACAUGAUAAAGUCUUUUGUAUUCUUGUCAUUGUGGAGAAGAUAUGAAAUAGCUCACACUGGAGAGAAACCUUAUGCACACAAUGCAAAAGACAUUAUAGUCAUUUUGGAGAUAAACCCUUCAUUUAUAAGGAAUCUUAGAAAUCUUUGUUAUCCCAAGUUCUUUUAUAAACAUGAAAGAACUCACCAAGGGUAGCCUAAUUUGUGGCGUCUCCAUUUUCACUUUGGUAGCACUUUAAAGAAUGUAUUGAAAGAACUCCUGACAUUGGAAAGUAUGUGGGACCAUUUCUUGGUUCAACUCAAAAAUUAGGAAAUAGCAAGUUUGGGAAACAAGUUUCAUUAAGAGAUAUUUGAUUUUAAUCAGACAAUCUCACCCACUGAGUCUAUGCUCCCUUCCUUCCUUUCUGGGUGUGUUAGUGUGUGUGUAUAUAUGUGUCUUCCUUUUUUCAAUUUCUAACUUUAAAGAUUUAUUUCAUGAGUGGGUAUUUUGCCUGCAUCUAUGUCUGUGCUGCACAUGUGUGCCUGAUGCCUGAUGAUGGCAGAAGAGGGCAUUGGACCCCCGGGACUGGAGUUACAGAUAGUUUUGAGUCUCUAUGUUGCAGUGCCAGAAAUUAAGCCCAGGUCUUCUAAGCUCCAGCCUGUGCUCCUUACCACUGCACCAUCUCUCCAGCACCACCUCCUGCCUCUUUGAAGCAGGCUCUAGCUUAGAAGCCACUGUUAGCUACCUUGAUACUUAUUAUGUAGCCUAGGCUGGCCCUAAGCUCACUACAGCCUUCCUGUCUUCUAUCAUAACAUGUUUAAGUAGUAUUUUGACAGGGGAUAUAUAUAUAUAUUCCUCAUUAAAAAUAAUACACAGAAAAGCAGUUACUCUUCAUUUGCGUAUUACUCCAUUUUAAGCAAAUACCUUUUCUCUUUAUCCUUGUCUAGUCUACUCACGAAAAUAUGUAAAUAUAGUCACCUUUUGCUCCACCCUAAUAUUACAUUUAGAUUUUUAAAUUUUUUAGUGAUUUUAUUUUUUAUUGAAAAUAAAUUUUUCAUGCAUUAUAUUCUGAUCAUGUUUUCCCCUUCCCUUUCUCUUCCUAGAUCAUCUCACCUUCCUUCUCUCUCUAUGUAGAAAACAAGCAGCCGAAUAAAACAAACGAGAAUAAAGCAAAACAAACAAAAAGUAACAAGAAACAUAUACACAAACAGACACACACAGACUCAAGCAAUAUGCAUCAAAACCUAAAAUUUGAAACCAUAUAAUAGAUGCAAAAGACCAGUAAGAUAAAAAUUAUCCUAAGCAAUACAAGACAAAUCUCCAGAAUGAUCAUUGAGUUCAUUCUGUUUGGCCAUCUAUUUCAGGGCAUUGGUCUACAUGGUUUGUCUACCCGGUGCAGCUCUGUUGGGGAAAACUAAUUUGUCCCUAGCAAGUGGCUGUCAAUUAGACAUAGCGUCUUGGUAAUUGAAAUUUUCAAAUGUAUCUGGGAGUGAUGGUUCAUGGCUAUAAUCUUGGCAAUCUGAGGGAAGAGGCAGGAGGAUUUCAAAUUCAAGGCCAAUCCUUGAUACAGAGUGAGUUCAUGGUUAUCAAGGACUAUAUAGGAGGACACUUUAGAUUUUAUCAUGUUUUAAAAUUAUGUGUCUGUUUGUGGGUAUGUGUCUGAAGGUACCUGUAGAGGCCACAAGUGCUGGAUACCUUGGAGUUGGAGUUACAUGCAGUUAUGAGUUUCCCAACAUAGGCUGCUGGGAACUGAAGUCCAGUCCUCUGUAAGACUGGUAUACCCUUAACUUCAGCAAUCUCUCUAGCUCCUAAGUUACACUUUUGCCUAAUUAUAUAAGGUGGUUUCUAUAGGACACAAGCUUAGAGUCUAGGUCUUUUCCUCGGUGUAUUGUAUUUGAGAUUCAUUCAUGAUGUAUGUCAAGACUUUAUAUUGCUGAGUAGGUGGUAUGCCCUCUUGAAGCAGGACUAAGAGUUCACUUUAGUGAACAUAGUAUGUUGAUUCAUUUGUUAAGAUCUUGGCCCUCUUUCAUCUGUGUGCUGUGGUUUUCACCACAGAACCCCUGCAGGUACUAUUUUAUAUUUGCAUCUCCAGGUACACAAUACUUUAAUAAUUGACUGUUUAAAAUAUUUUUUGCCCAUUAUUAAUCAUUUAACUUCACAGGCCUUGGUAUACAUUUUUAUCAUUAUUUUUAUUUGUGUGUGUGUGUGUGUGUGUGUGUGUGUGUGUGUGUGUGUGUGUGUUGGAAGCACUGAGUGACUAAACUGUCCGUAACUGUGCUCAUGGGUGGAGGUGCUGUUGGAGCCCCCAUUCCCAGGUCAAGUACAGGCAUCUCAGUUCAAAUAACUCUGCCCUUGGGAGCAGCCUUGCAUCCUGAGGGGUGAGGAAACUGCAGUGCUGUGGGGUGAAAUGAAGUCCCCCAAGACAAACUGGUGUGGUCUCUUCUUACAGGUCACAUGUGUUGAGUCCUAUCCCAUCUAUCACAUGCCAUGAAACAGUUCAUUUUUUUGAUAUAAGCAACAAAGCCAGGUGUAGUGGCACAUGCCUUUAGUCCCAGCACUCAGGAGGCAGAGGCGUGUGGAUCAGUGUGAGUUCAAGACCAACCUGAUUUACAAAGUGAGUUUCAGGACAGCCUGGGCUACACAGAGAAAUCCUGUCUUGAAAAAUGUAUAUACAUGUAUGUGUGUGUAAUUAUGCAAAAUUGUGUAUAUGAUUUAAAGUGCUAUGUAUGGUUUGUAUGCCAAAAAUGGGGAGGGGGCCUGCAAUACCUUUCUCUUUUUGGACCCUACUGCUCUGGGUCCUCCCAGCCUCAGCUUUAUGUGUCUCCCCUUCUCCCUUCUUAGUUACCUUCAAAUGCACAAAUGAAUUCACACUAGGGGAAAAACCCAGCAACUUUCAUAUGUACAAAGUGUGGGAAUGCCUUCAUGUUUUGGAAUCGAUUUCAAAAACAAAGUAGAUCACAGUG
Molecule: messenger RNA, 5238 nt
Organism: Peromyscus californicus insignis
Lineage: Eukaryota; Metazoa; Chordata; Mammalia; Rodentia; Cricetidae
Product: zinc finger protein 124-like
Exons: 4
Coding region: 400-1653 (417 amino acids)
Biological process (GO): regulation of transcription by RNA polymerase II
Cellular component (GO): nucleus
Molecular function (GO): RNA polymerase II transcription regulatory region sequence-specific DNA binding; DNA-binding transcription factor activity, RNA polymerase II-specific
Source: RefSeq, a predicted model, not a curated record